GAUGAAAGUAUAUUAGUGUUAUAUAGAAACAAGUUGUUACCACUAUGGGGAUUGGCUUGAUCAUUUCGAUUGCUUUGGUCACUUCUGUGCAAGGACAAUCUGUGUUUAACGCAGACGCAUGCGAUUCGUCACCUUGCAAACAUGGGGGAACUUGUGAACUUUCGACUAAAGAGCCGUAUUACACAUGCGUUUGUCAUCAAGAAUAUCAGGGAACUCAGUGUGAAGAAAGAAAAUUCAUCAACAGCAUUACAAACAACUGCAAAUACCACGUCAACCAUCGUGAUAAAAAAACAUUCGCCGAGACGAAUUCAACUUGUAGCAGUCUUGGAGGAGCGAUAGCAAUGAUGAAGACAGCAAGAAUCCAAGACUUGGUUGAAAGUCAGGUAAUAAAGCAGUAUGGAGGCAGUGGAUAUCCAAUUGGAUUUUGGAUUGGUGGAUACAAAGAUAAUAAUAGAUGGAUAUGGGUUGAUGAUACAGACGUGCCUAUGACAGGAGGAUUUCAAAAAUGGAGUGUAGAAAGCGAUCACACUUCCAUUACCAAGCGUAGUAUGAUUCUCAGUUCGUUUUACCGAUCUAGGACCAAUAUGGGAUGGUUUGCUAGAAAAAACUCUGGUAAAAACGGCUACAUAUGUGAAAUAUCAGUCGUUGACAGAUGUUUGCUUUUUCCAUGUCAAAAUUUGGGAACUUGCACACCAAUUGGUUGUCAAAGAAAGUGCGAAUGCAUGUGGGGUUAUACGGGUGAAAAUUGUGAAAAUAGAAUUUCGCAGAUUUCUUGCCUCCAGUCUGGAAUUUCAAUUCAGUGGAAUCGAGAAAAUCACAAGAUGGGAAGAGUGUAUAAACUUCAUCUGGAGGAUUUGAUGUCUAAGUCGAGCAAAGCAACAAACGUGCAAAUCCUAGUGACUGAUGAAGCAUCAAUAAAUAUCGGGAAUGUAUCCGAACCGACACCGAUUCACUGCGUCUCAAGCACUCGUCUUUCCAUAUCACCCAAUAAAUAUAUCCUUGUGGAUCUAUGGGUAGCUCGGAUUAGAAUGUCUUUAAAAUCCGUUGCUAAAGUCUAUUACAUCUUUGAUGAAUCAAAGUUCAAAGUCGAACUUGCUGACUUGUCGUAA
Molecule: messenger RNA, 1109 nt
Organism: Styela clava
Lineage: Eukaryota; Metazoa; Chordata; Ascidiacea; Stolidobranchia; Styelidae
Product: fibropellin-1-like
Biological process (GO): heterophilic cell-cell adhesion; establishment or maintenance of epithelial cell apical/basal polarity
Cellular component (GO): plasma membrane; protein-containing complex
Source: RefSeq, a predicted model, not a curated record